Molecule: messenger RNA, 1092 nt
Organism: Striga asiatica
Lineage: Eukaryota; Viridiplantae; Streptophyta; Magnoliopsida; Lamiales; Orobanchaceae
Source: the annotation of a GenBank genome assembly
AUGGAGUUCACAACACACACUCACACACACUACAAGUUACAACACAUCCCAUGCAAAAGGAACAUCACUCAACAUAAGUGUUUAGGUGCCACCCAACCAAACCAAGCUGCUCCUAUGAGGCAGAUAGUUUUCUCCCGUUCGGACGCUAUACGCAAUGCAAACCCUAGACGGGCACGACACACGAAAAACCAACACCUCCUUAUACUUUAUCCACCCAACCACACUAAGACCCCAAUCACAAUCACCGCCGUCUUUCCCACACAAAUUCUCGAGCUCCGGAGCUCGACCUCCCAACUCAAUCCCCAUAACCUUCUCCCACUCCUCACUCCCCGGCCUCAGCUCCCAAACCCCCCACGACAACCACCCGCGCCUAACAUAACAAGAAAGCAAGUCGCCCUCCAGAAAACCACAGUUUCCCCUCUUCUUACCAGGCGGGCCCCGCAACUGCCUGAAGCCCUCUUUCUCCAAAUCGAGCAUCACCACAAUGUUCCUCGCCGGGUGGACCCAAUGCAUAUAGCCCUCCGUCACCAGCGGAGUCAAACGCCUGAGAAGCUUCUUGGCGGGUGGGGUCAGGUGCCCGCACUCGACCCGCCUCCACACGUCGUCCACUCCCAAAGUCAGCACGUAAAAAUCCGAGUCGAACGUGUGGACCACUUUGUACUCCAUGGAGGUUGGGACAUAUCCCAAGCCCGUGUGCCACCUGUCGUCUAUGUGGUACUCGUGCGUGGGGAUCGAGAAGUGUUGUUUCGUGGCGGGAUUCGCGACAAUAACCGUGAAACGGGCUUUGAGGUCGCCCUCGAGUAUCAGCCCGUUGCAGCUCGUCCAGACCAUGUCCCGGAACUUGUAGUCGAGCUUCGAGAUCUCGAUUUGGCCUCGGUCCACGUAAGCGAAAAUCGGGCUCGUGCGGGCGGUUUUGUCUUCUAUGUUCUGGAUGAGGAGGCCGCGGGGCGAAGAGUUGAGGUGCUCGUUUAUGAAGUCGGCGGAGUGGAUCGUGCGGUACCACUGGGGACAAACGAGACGGGUCACGUUGUAGAUGUCUUGGGCCGGAAGGUGAAGGAGGAUUUUGAACACAAUGUCGUCUGGGAGGGAUGA